CAUAUCUAGGCGUACAUGAACUUCAAGGUCGUCCGAACCCAAAAGCAGCGGGAGUCAAUGGCUUUAUCCAUAAAUUGGGUCAAAAUUAAAUUAAUCCAUAAAUUGAGUCAAAAUUUAAACUUUGAAUCUUUCAGUACGGAAGCGUCCAGAAAGUCUGUUGAACCCACCUUGGGAACCAGUUUUGGAACUGACCUGUCCGCAUCCCCGGUACAUCGGCUGGCGAUGGUUGUUCGUGGACAAAGAUACUGUCCACUUCAUCCCAUUGGCCUUACUUCGGCCAGCUCCACACCGCUAGUCACGCCGCCGGCUCUCAAACUGCUUCAUCUAACUGGCUCGAAAAUGUCCACUGCCUCUUCGGCGGAACGCCGUCUCAGAUUCGGCUCGAUCUCGGCUGUCGAAGCCGAAGAGGAGCUGCUGGAAAGUGCACGCUCCCCCGAGUUCCGCAACGAUCUGAGUUUUGCCAUUGAGGCGGCGCCAGGGUCAGGAAGACCUUCAGAAGAACCCUGGCGGAGACAAACAAAGUAUGUCUUCCCCGCCAUGGAAAGACCUCUCCAAAAGCAACUCCAGCCCAAACGCUGAGUGGACAAAAAAAAACCCUGCUCGGCGCCGUCAAAGACUCCAUCAAACAAGGCUUCUAGUGGGCCACGCGCGAAGGACCACUCUGUGGGGAACCAUCCGAAAUGUUAAGUUCAAAUCCUCGACGCCGUCAUCGCCCAGGAUCGUGGAGAUGGCCAAAUCUUCCGAACCACCCGCAAGUGUCACUCGCUAGUGCUGAAAUUGAUAUGAAUAAUUAAACCAUAAUUUAAUAAAAUAAAAUUUAAGUAAAAUCAUCAAAAAACUA
This is a messenger RNA of Culex quinquefasciatus (southern house mosquito), 841 nucleotides long. RefSeq lists its product as uncharacterized. The transcript is spliced from 2 exons. Lineage: Eukaryota; Metazoa; Arthropoda; Insecta; Diptera; Culicidae. The record is from RefSeq and is a predicted model, not a curated record. The coding region runs from base 16 to 579 and encodes 187 amino acids.